This is a messenger RNA of Teleopsis dalmanni, 1928 nucleotides long. RefSeq names its product casein kinase I-like. Gene Ontology annotation, molecular function: ATP binding; protein serine/threonine kinase activity. Gene Ontology annotation, biological process: peptidyl-serine phosphorylation; signal transduction. The transcript has a single exon. The coding region runs from base 198 to 1718 and encodes 506 amino acids. Gene Ontology annotation, cellular component: cytoplasm; nucleus. Lineage: Eukaryota; Metazoa; Arthropoda; Insecta; Diptera; Diopsidae. The record is from RefSeq and is a predicted model, not a curated record.
ACAUGUUUUAUUCAGAAAUACUUCAGAAUAAAAGUGUUUUAGCAAAAAUUAAAGUUUUGUGAAAUCUGAUUUUAUAAUUUAAUAUAAAAUCAAUUUUACUACUCCUAUUAAGUAUUACUAUUCCUCAACAUUAACACAAAUUAGUAAAUAUACUUAAAGGUCGUCAUAAUUACUACAGCUAACAAAACUGUGACAACAUGAAAUUGAGGAUUUGUAACAAGUACGAGCUUUCGGAGAAAAUCGGUUCAGGUUCGUUUGGAGUAGUUUACAUGGGCAAAUCAAAAAGAGGUAAGGAAAUUGCGGCAAAGUUAGAAAAGCGACCCAACAAAUUUCUAUCGAAACUAACACUCGAGACAGCUGUGUAUAAGGCUCUACAAGGCGGUGUUGGUAUACCUCGUUUUAUUUGGAGUGGCGUUAAGCGCCAAUACAACUGUUUGGCGAUAGAAUUGCUUGGCCCAUCACUAGAAGACCUAUUUAAUUAUUGCAAUCGUCAAUUCAGCAUGAAGACGAUUUGUCUUCUAGCUGAGCAAAUGGUAACACGUUUGGAGUAUAUGCACGAGCAUCAUUACAUACAUCGUGAUAUAAAGCCUGAUAACUUCGUGAUGGGUGUAGGAAGAAGAGGAAACAUAGUGCAUAUCAUAGACUUCGGUCUAGCAAAAAAGUACCGCAAUCCAACUACAUUCCAGCACAUAUCUUGUACUAUGAAUAAUCAUUUAGUUGGCACACCACGAUAUGUGUCAAUAAACACGCAUGCAGGCACACAACAAUCACGACGUGACGAUCUAGAAUCACUGGGGUAUGUAUUAAUUUACUUUAAAAAAGGUUCAUUGCCAUGGCAAGGAUUAGCAGCAGCCCAUAAACGGCAGUGGCACGAACGUUUAGCAGAAAAAAAGUUGUCGGUUACGUUGUCAAAACUGUGUAGUGGAUGUCCCCCAGCAUUUCGAUUGUAUUUAAACUAUUGUCGAUGCUUGCGUUUUGAAGAAAGUCCUGAUCAUUGUUACCUGCGUUCUUUAUUUCGCAACCUAUAUAGGAACUUUGGUUAUACUUAUGACAAUAUAUUCGAUUGGAAUAUAAUUCGGUUCGAUGAACACUCUAAUCGUAAAGCACUAAACGAUAGUGAAUCUGAACUGGUUAACAUUGAUAACGCAGAGAAAUCGAUGCUAUCUUCUAGGCAACAAGGACAAUCUCAUGGAAAUGCUGUUUGUGCUCCUGGUACUGAUUCUAUUCCUAAUUAUGUUACUCCUAUCAUUACCACUACUUCUGCUGAUUCUGUAGGUGAUAACGCACUUACCGCUGCUUCUUGUAACUUCACGAAUGAUCGUGUCGUUCCUGCAGCUAUGGGCUUUACUGAUGUCAUGUUUGCUACUCCAAUUGAUGCCUCUCCGAUGAUUGCUGCAACGACUUCCUUUCCAUCAAUAACUGUUUAUGCUGCUACUGUUCGUAACUUUUACGAAGGUAUUACAAUGGGUCCUGCUGAGGAAAGUGUUGCUGGUGCCGUUACUGAGCUGGUAGAGCUCUCAAAUACUCCAAGUAAUACAUUAACAGUUUUGCGUUCUCAGCAAACUAUAGGGAACGAAAAUGCUUGCGAAGAUGAUGCUAUGCCAACAUUAUUGAACGAUGUAGCUUCGAACUUUUCCGACCGGACUGGCGUACCUGAUGAUCACUUAAUGUUGCAGACUGGCCAGAGCAUGAUUAGUAGUGACAGCUUCACUCACUAAUGAGGACCAAACACUAACUAAUAUUAAAUUCAAAGCUAAGAAAAUUUGUUGCGAUAAGUAGCAUAAAAUGUAUAAAAGUAUAUGUAUGUAUGCAGUAUACAAGAAAUCUGUACAUUGCAAAAUCUUAACUUCAAGAUAAAUGAUUGUGACUACUUUGGUUGCCAAAAAUUAAUAUUUAGCAAAUAUUCUUUGCAUAGAUUCAAUGUUUUU